Molecule: messenger RNA, 1932 nt
Organism: Piliocolobus tephrosceles (Ugandan red Colobus)
Lineage: Eukaryota; Metazoa; Chordata; Mammalia; Primates; Cercopithecidae
Gene: STMN2
Product: stathmin 2
Exons: 5
Coding region: 112-651 (179 amino acids)
Biological process (GO): microtubule depolymerization; neuron projection development; regulation of microtubule polymerization or depolymerization
Cellular component (GO): growth cone; neuron projection; cytoplasm
Molecular function (GO): tubulin binding
Source: RefSeq, a predicted model, not a curated record
CGGUCCCACUCUGCAGACUCAGUGCCUUAUUCAGUCUUCUCUCUCGCUCUCUCCGCUGCUGUAGCCGGACCAUUUGCCUUCGCCACUGCUCAGCGUCUGCACAUCCCUACAAUGGCUAAAACAGCAAUGGCCUACAAGGAAAAAAUGAAGGAGCUGUCCAUGCUGUCACUGAUCUGCUCUUGCUUUUACCCGGAACCUCGCAACAUCAACAUCUAUACUUACGAUGAUAUGGAAGUGAAGCAAAUCAACAAACGUGCCUCUGGCCAGGCUUUUGAGCUGAUCUUGAAGCCACCAUCUCCCAUCUCAGAAGCCCCACGAACUUUAGCUUCUCCAAAGAAGAAAGACCUGUCUCUGGAGGAGAUCCAGAAGAAACUGGAGGCUGCAGAGGAAAGAAGAAAGUCUCAGGAGGCCCAGGUGCUGAAACAAUUGGCAGAGAAGAGGGAACACGAGCGAGAAGUCCUUCAGAAGGCUUUGGAGGAGAACAACAACUUCAGCAAGAUGGCGGAGGAAAAACUGAUCCUGAAAAUGGAACAAAUUAAGGAAAACCGUGAGGCUAAUCUAGCUGCUAUUAUUGAACGUCUGCAGGAAAAGGAGAGGCAUGCUGCGGAGGUGCGCAGGAACAAGGAACUCCAGGUUGAACUGUCUGGCUGAAGCAAGGGAGGGUCUGGCACGCCCCACAAUAUUAAAUCCCCCUGCCUAUAUUAUAAUGGAUCAUGCGAUAUCAGGAUGGGGAAUGUAUGACAUGGUUUAAAAAGAACUCAUUAUAAAAAAAAAAAAAAAAAACAGAAUCAAAAAUUUAAAAAAAUCAAUGCGGUCUCUUUGCAGAAUGUUUUGCUUGAUGUUUAAAAAAUACCUUGGAUCUUAUUUUGUAAAUACUUACAUUUUUGUUAAAAAAUACAAGUAUUGCAUUAUGCAAGUUAUUUCAUAAUCUUACAUGUCCUGUAACAGGCUUUUGAUGUUGUGUCUUUCCACUCAAAUGAAUUUGCUAGGUCUGUUCUUUUUGAAGCUCCCCAUGUCUAACUCCAUUCCAAAAGAAAAAUGAGGUCAGUAGACAGUCUAUGGUGCUAGAAACCCACCAUUGCCUAAUGACCUAGAAGGCUUUGUUAUCUCUGAGCUUGACUAAGACCAUACCUAGAUCACAGGUAUUAUGACUCCACAUGAACCUUCACAUUUGUUCGCUCAUAAUCUACUUACUGCCUAAAAACUACAAAACCAGGCUAAGAAAUACCACCAGUUAGAGCAUUUACUUCUGCUUCUCCUGGAUUAUGUGCUACAAAUGUGCUUUGACUUUAGAAAGGGAUGGAUGAGAAGACAGAUCUGAGACCAAUCUGGGUAGAAGCAAAACGUUGAACCUUUAGUGCUGAACACAAAUCCAAAUUCGAAUGGUUCAAGCAGCCGUGAAAUCGCUCUUCAUAAAGUGGGCUUAAUUCUCUAGUUUAAGUUCUUUUGAUGGAAUGAAUUAAUUAAUGUGUCAGGUGGCUUAUUUGUGGAUGCCAUGAUUGAUGAUGUUCAUUUUAAGCUCUUACCUAUAGUACAAGUACAUGAUGCUACUGAAUAUUUUUCCACUUGGAAACUGUGAGCUGGUUGUUGCAUUAAAACACAUAUACAAACAAAAUCAAAAACACUGCGGACUUCCACUCAAGCUGGUCUUUCUUCCCCAGUGUAAGGCAAUCCUGCCUACUAACAACACCAACAACAAAACACUCCAUCUAUGAAGCUGAUGCAGUUAAGGGGGCUAGGCAGGGCAUUUGUGCCAACUAAGAAUCACCAGAUACCCAACAUAAGUACCUAUCGCAGUUUUGAAGUCAUUUCUCCCCAACUCCCAACUCCUGAAGGUUGCUGCCUGCAUAUUUACUCUUCAUUAGUGCUAUUUUCCUGUAUGUCAUUGUGAGCAAGCUGUGAUUAAUAAAGAAUUGGAGUUCUGUGAACUAA